This is a messenger RNA of Ficedula albicollis (Collared flycatcher), 2293 nucleotides long. RefSeq names its product vacuole membrane protein 1 (gene VMP1). Gene Ontology annotation, biological process: Golgi organization; autophagy. NCBI's taxonomy places the organism in Eukaryota, Metazoa, Chordata, Aves, Passeriformes, Muscicapidae. Gene Ontology annotation, cellular component: membrane; endomembrane system; endoplasmic reticulum. The coding region runs from base 152 to 1219 and encodes 355 amino acids. The record is from RefSeq and is a predicted model, not a curated record. The transcript has 11 exons.
AAAGUUGAGGAGAAAGAAGCAGCAGGAUGGGAACAUUUGGCUUUAAAUGCAAGGAAUAACUGGAAAUGAUAUGUUGCUGAGGUGGCUGGGGGGAACAACAAAAUGCUUCAAGCUCUGACUCUGGUUCUGGGAGCUGUGUGAGCAGGAACUGAUGGAGAUGAGAGUCAGGGCUCUUUCAGUAAGAAGUGAUCCCCACAGGAGACUGAUCUAUGAAAUGGCAGAGAAUGGCACAGACUGUGACCAGAGGCGCAUAAGAAUGAGCAAAGAGCAGCACAAUGGCAACUUCACAGAUUCCUCGAUGUUGAGUGAGCGGAAGCGAAGGGAGCGAGAGGAGAGGUUGAAUAUUGUACUGUGGAAAAAACCGCUUGUUACCUUGCAGUAUUUUUGCCUGGAAACUCUAAUAAACUUGAAGGAAUGGACCAUAAAAUUGUGGCGGCGGCGAGGGGCGCUGGUGUGUGUGUUGCUGGCCCUGGCAGUGCUCACAGCCAUGUACUACAUCGAGGGAACACACCAGCAGUAUGUGCGGUACAUGGAGAAGAAGUUCUUCUGGUGUGCCUACUGGGUAGGAUUGGGCAUUCUCUCCUCUGUUGGGCUUGGAACAGGUCUCCACACGUUUCUACUCUACUUGGGUCCACACAUAGCCUCAGUCACUCUUGCUGCCUAUGAAUGUAACUCUGUGAAUUUUCCUGAGCCUCCUUACCCUGAUCAAAUUAUCUGCCCUGAUGAGGAGACAACUGAAGGCUCCAUCUCCUUGUGGGCAAUCAUCUCAAAAGUCAGGCUGGAGGCCUGCAUGUGGGGUGCUGGUACAGCCAUUGGAGAGCUGCCCCCAUAUUUCAUGGCGAGGGCAGCCCGGCUGUCAGGUGCUGAACCUGAUGAUGAGGAGUACCAGGAAUUCGAGGAGAUGCUGGAACACGCAGAGACUGCACAAGACUUUGCUUCCCGGGCCAAGCUGGCCGUGCAGAACCUGGUGCAGAAGGUUGGGUUCUUUGGGAUCCUGGCCUGUGCCUCGAUCCCAAACCCCCUGUUUGACCUGGCUGGGAUAACUUGUGGCCACUUUCUGGUUCCCUUCUGGACUUUCUUCGGUGCAACCUUGAUUGGAAAAGCCGUGAUUAAAAUGCACAUCCAGAAACUCUUUGUUAUCAUCACCUUCAGCAAACACAUCGUGGAGCAGAUGGUGGCCCUCAUCGGUCACUCUUCAGGGCUCCCAAGAAUUACGUGAGGAAGAACGGAAAUCUGCGAAUGUCGCCGGUGUUGGGAGGUGGCUGGAGCGCAGUGCCCGAGCUGAGACCCCUCCGAGCCCCGGAAUCCUUUGGGCUUUGGGCCACGGACACAUCUGGGCUCAGAUAAAUGCAUCAGGGACGUGCUUUGGCCUCCACAGGGUUCUUGUUGGGGGUUGUUUUUUUUUUUUCCCAGAAUUUUUACCAGUCCGGGCACAGAAUUUCCUCACCCGGUGGUGAAUCACGGGGGAAACGACCUUUUGCUGGGAAAUGGGUUCAAAGAUCCUCCUUUGCCCCUGGCCAUGGAGGAAAGAAAUAGAUUUACUGGAGGACAAUGAGACACUUUGUUUCGUGCUGUUCAUAAAUUCCUAAAAUUAGAAAGUUGUUAUUUUUUAAUUGGGCUUCGGCCUGGAAACGGGAAUGUGGUGUCAGAUCAGGAGGGGAAUGGUCUGAGCCGUGGAGGGACGUGGACAAUUGUACAACUCCUUGUACACCUGGUGGAUUCGGGGCUGGAGCCUUUCACUGACCCCUCCCUGCAGCAGCAGUGGGUUUGAUAAAACCAAAUAACCAAAAUUUAGGUGAGGUUUUGUAAUGUAGAAGACCACGUGUAUGAUAAUGUGUAAUGUAGAUUUCUUUAAAAUUAAACAAAAAUCAGAAUAUCCUUUCCCUUUGCAAUGCAAAUGGUGAGUGAUGAGAACUGGAUGGGCUGGAUCCAACUUUGGUAAUGUUCUCCCCACACAACUCAGGCCAUGGGGUUGCUGAUGAUGAUUUGGAAUUUAUAUCUGAUUUUUGGGAGCUUUAUAAUAUGGAAGAACACAGUGAUUUCUUUAAAAUUAAACAAAACUCAGAAUCUCCCUUCUCUUUUCAAUUUGAGAGGUCAGUGAUGAGAACUGGAGUUAGGAUGGGCUGGAUCCAACUUUGGGAAUGUUCACAGCUCAGGCCACGGGGUUGCUGCUGAUCAUUUAGAAUUUAUAUUUUAAUUCUGGGGAGGUUUUGAAGGGUUGUGACCAUUCUGAAGGGUUUGGGGUCUGCUGCUGAGCAGGAUUGAAGGAGAAGCUGCUGGAGGCUGGGGAGAC